UCUCAUUAUUUUCUAGAAUAGAUUGGGCUUUUGUCUUGGUGCUUCCACGACCACAGCUCCAGUCGAUAUCGAACAAUAUAAUCUAGAUAUGACACAUCGUAGAUUUAACUAAAUCUUGAUCUAGAAUCCAUUCUUCUAGACAUUGUCACCUCUAGAUCUAGUACUUUAAUACGUAACUAGGCUACACUGCUACACAGUACACUGACUCACUGGCUGAGACGACUGAGUACACUGACUGACAGUGACUGACAUUGACAACAGUGGAUCUAUACUAUCUAUACUCAUACUCUAGAUCUACACUUCAGUAGUAGUCUCUACAAUCUUUAUUGGCAUCCCACUGAUCAUUCGAUUAAAAUUCUAGAGUCUACUACAUUGAGUAGAUUCUACAUCUAGACAGUGUAUACAUAAUACAAUAAUACAGACUAUUAUACUCGAUUCAAUAAAUCUAUUCAGAUCUACCUUGAUUUGGCAACGCUGGCACUGGCAAUGUAUAGAAAUGUCUAGCAGCUCUAAUCAAGAAAAUAUAAAUAAGCCUGAAGGGCAAAGCAUUUUAAAUGUAGUUUUGGUGUUUUUGAUAAAAAUGAUUACUUGGAUAUUGAAAGGAGUUUCAAGAUGCACUCCACAUAAGGUGACAUCUCGCCUUCUAUCUACAUUUCAUCAGCCAGAUUUAAAAGCUAUUGCAAAAGAAUUGGAAAAUUUCCCUGGGGGCUCUAUUGACUUGACUAAAGACAAUGAAACAGGAAUAGCAGUCAUGGUUAUAAAUAAUCCUGAUAAAAGAAAUUCUCUUUCAGGCAAAAUGAUGGUUGAAAUGUCUGAGAAAGUGGAUCAGCUGGAGCAAUGGGCUCAAGGCAAAGGGCUUAUAUUGAUGGGUAAAGAUGGUUCAUUUUGCUCAGGCGGAGAUUUGGCAUUUGUUAAAAAGGCUCUACACUAUGGAGCCGAGAUGGCAGCCUUUCAACACCAUACCUUGACUAGACUCCAUAACCUGCCAUUAAUUAGUGUAGCCCUCUUACAAGGUCACACUCUAGGGGGAGGAGCUGAAUUAUCUACAGCUUGUGAUUUUCGUGUGAUGUCCACUUCUGGUAAAAUUGGGUUUGUCCAGGUGAAAAUGGGAAUAACCACUGGAUGGGGAGCAACAACAAGACUGGUCAGUUUGCUGGGUAGGAAGAAGGCCUUACAAUUUUUGUCCUCUGCUAAAAUCAUGAGCGCACAAGAGGCUCACCAAGAAGGGCUUGUGGACCACAUACUGCAGAAUUCUUUAUCCCACAAUGAAGAGUUGGAGGCCUGUAAACAAUGGCUGGGUUUAAAUUAUUGCAAUUAUGAUUCCAACUUACUCCAGGCUGUGAAGGCAUUAAUUGUACAUUGUGAUUCAAGUAAAGAUACUUCCAAGUCCUUAAAGUAUGAGCGUGAUGUCUUUGCUCAAUUCUGGGGAGGACCUGCACAGAAAGCUGCACUGGCUGCAAAGAUCAAACACAACUAAUAAUACUUGUAAUCUGUCAGUGAUCCCUAAACUACAGUCUGUGUGCCAGAUCCAGCCUGAGGGCUAUCUGUCUCCUUGAUACUCUUACCCACAGUGCACAAGCUGCUGAGCCUUAAUUCCAUUUAACUAGUCGUUGUUUGUUAUUUUUACAGUGAUGGGAAAGAGUUGGGUAUCACUGAUUGAUGUACUUGCAUUUGAAGAAUAAUGUUACCACCGCACUAUUUAAGUUUUCAGUUUGAAUCUGGUGUCAAUAUUCAUGCAUAAUUUAUUGAAUUGGUUCAUAAAUGUUGGUCCUUUUCACUUUUUAAAAUAUAAAAACUUUAUUUAUUUACAAUGGCCUAUUCAGUUGUACAAACUGGACUUUAUAAUGUACAAAAAGAAAAAGAUCAGCUAUGGAUAGGUAUAUUCGGUAACUAAAACCUAUCCUAGUUUAUUUAUGCUAUAUGCCUUGACCUUGUUAAUAAUGUUAUAAUAUUAAGAUGAUGUCAUUCUAGUCCUUCCAUGUGUUUGCCAGGCAGAAGGAGCUAUCAAUCAGCAAUGAAUUGUCUCACACAAUGUUAAGUAAUAAAAAAUUCAACACUUGGUGAAUACAUUUAAAAAAAAAAAAAGGUUUUAUUUAUCACUGGACUACUGAUUGAGAUAAAAAUGGUGUAUUUGUUUGUUGUUUUUUUUAUAUUGACCACCUAUAUUAUUUGUACAUUUGUUUGUGACUGCUUGUCAAAAUGUUGAACUGCAAAAUGUAUAUAAUCAAGAAAUGUCUGGUAUUUAUAGAAUAAACCAAGAAAUGAUU
Molecule: messenger RNA, 2267 nt
Organism: Biomphalaria glabrata
Lineage: Eukaryota; Metazoa; Mollusca; Gastropoda; Planorbidae
Product: ethylmalonyl-CoA decarboxylase-like
Exons: 6
Coding region: 497-1477 (326 amino acids)
Biological process (GO): fatty acid beta-oxidation
Cellular component (GO): cytosol
Molecular function (GO): enoyl-CoA hydratase activity
Source: RefSeq, a predicted model, not a curated record